Molecule: messenger RNA, 624 nt
Organism: Dermacentor silvarum
Lineage: Eukaryota; Metazoa; Arthropoda; Arachnida; Ixodida; Ixodidae
Exons: 4
Coding region: 63-590 (175 amino acids)
Source: RefSeq, a predicted model, not a curated record
CUUCUUCACAAUUAGCUCAAUACAGCCUUAGAAAUAUCCUGUGGGCUUCUGCUGUUGACGUCAUGAGGCACCUUUCUGCAGCCAUUUGUCUCGUGGUCCUCGUCGCUUUUACGGUGAACGCACACACCAUUCCUGAGGAAGAGUCUAACUUCGACGCAACAUUUGACAGCGCGGCCAAAGGUGCCGCUCAAGACGCUGUUCAUGUGGGUGAGAUCCUGCGAGAAGUGGCCCAGGCCCUAGCUGAUGACGAGGACAUUAAUGCUGAGAGCGAUGAGUACUUUUUCCGUGCUCUGUGGGAGAAAACAAGGGACGCUUUGAAAAACGCAACUCAAAAGGUGAAGGCAUCCGUAAAAGGGGCAUACAAGGAGGCGAAGGACCACAUAAAGAAAGCCACUGAGGACGCCCAGCAGAAGCUCAAGGACAAGGCAGCAGAGAUCAUAUCCAAGUUGCUAACCAAAGUUAUGAGUGGCUAUGCCUUGGAAGAUUCUGAGAGUCGCGGGAACUUUGUCAAGAUGUUUCUCGAUGUCAUCAUGCGAGCAGCCCAGCGACUUAUGAAGAUGGGCAAAGCUUUAGAAAGCAUUCGUAACUGAUAAAAACAAAUAAACCAAACAAUUCAUUUCAUAA